AUGAAGAAGUCAUGGAAAAUGCUUAUUAUACUUGUCAUAAUAUUAUGGAUGUAAUAAAGUGCAGAGGUUUCCCUUGGCCUGAAGCUCAAAAGAAGAAAAAAAAGAAGGGGAAGAAAUGAAUACUGUGAAUCUGCAAUAAGAUUACAUGAUCCAUUUUAUAUGGAUGGAUAGCAUUCACAUAACCUAUUCAAAACAAAUGCACUCCGUUUCAAGAAAUAUAGUAUAUAUUUAUAUAGUGUCGCUAUAUUUAAAGACUAUAUGAAUUAUUUAAAAAUAAGUAAAUUAUAUAUAAAAAUUUAUUUAAAAUGUUAAAAAAAAUAUGUAUAUUUUUUGUUUAAAUUUAUAAUGAUUAUUAUAUUAUGCAAUAAUUUUAUAAGAUUAUAUAUAUAGAUAUGAAUAGAAUUAUAAAAUUAUUAUGUUGUAAUUAUGUUAUAAUCAUUGUAUACAUGUAAUUAUUUUAAUUAUGUUAUAACUAAUUUUAUUAAAUUUAUUAUUUAUUAAUUAAAAUAUGUAGUUUUUUUUAUUAUUAAUUUAUAUCAAUAAUAUUUAUUUAAUAUUGCUCGAAAUUAUAUAAUUUUUUCUGGAAUAAAAAAAAACUUUUAUAACAAACUCCGAUAUGCUGAUAAAAAACAUUAUAUCUAAUAACAACAGUAAGCACAGGAAGUUGAUAAAAUAAACGACGUACAUAUAGAGCAAUGACGUCAAGAGAUAUGUUCUUAAUUGAGAAAAUAACGAUAACGUGUAAUUUAAAUGAAUUUUUUUUACUCUUAUUGUAUUUUUCACAAAUAAUAAAAAUAUUAUUAUAUAAUUUAUUAAUAAUUGUAUAUUUAAUAAUUGAAGUUUUGGAUCAAAUAUAAAUUUCUAGAGGAGAGAAAUGGAUAAAUAAAUUUCAUCGAUUUAAUCAAGAUAAUGUUCUUAUUAUUGCAUUUUUUAUAUUUUUUCUAAUGUUACGAAACUCUUUUCGCUAAUGGAUUUUACUUUCUUUCAGUUUUAGAUGUCCGAAUUAGAUUCGCAUAAAAAUGAUUAAAUUCUGUUAUCGCAUAAUAAACUAUGACAUUCAUAAUUUUCUCACAAUGCGAAAUAUCUUUUAGUGUAGAAUACGAUCUCGAAAGAGAAUGUAAUUUUGGUUCUUCAAUACAAAAUAAAGUUUUGUUCUUUCAAAGUGAAAUUUCGUGGAAAAUUACUUAAAAUUUGUGAUAUUGUUUUAAUUUAAGCUCUUCAAAUGACUCAUCGAUUAAAAUGUAAUGGAAAAAGAGUUAAAAUUUGUAAAAAACAAUUAUCGUUUCUACGUUUUGAAAAUUAUACAUCAUUAAUAUAUUACAUUGCAUUCAUUAAUCGUUUGAUGGGUUUUUUACCUUAUAAACUCGAAUCGUCGAAAUUUAUGUACUCGAAAUUACACUCCGUUUUCUCUACAAUUAUAAUUAUCAUUUAUUUAUUUCUCGCAAUUAUCGCUUUAUAUGAAAUUAACUUUUAUAUUAUAGCAGAUGACGGGAUACCUAGAAUGUUGCAUCGUAAUUCUAUUGCGUUAUUUGGUCCCGCAUUACUGUUUUGUAGUUAUAUCUCAAAUCGAUCAACAGUUCAGGCAAUUCAACGUGUUCAGUAUGUUUCUUAUAUAUUAUCUGCAGAAAUUUUUAAUAAAUUGAUCAAAACACUUUUUAUAAAAGAUAUAUUAUUCUUAAUGCCAUUAGGAGUUUUUAUAUUAUACUUCAUAAUCAAUUGUGAUUUUUAUGUUUUUCUUUUUAUUUGUUGGUAUUCAUUUUUUGGACUUCUCGUAAUAAGUACUUUAUACUUGAACAAUGUGUACAUAUUAAAUGCCUGUUUCAAAUUUAUAAAUAAUUCUUUAAUAAAAAUUAAAGAAAUUUUAAUCAACGAUGAGCCUCAUCUUCUCAGAAGAGAGUAUCAUAUGAAAAAGAAUCCCAUUUUACUUAUGGAAUUGAGGAUUCUUAAGAAACAAUAUAUGGAAUUGAUAGAAGCUGUUCAGUUAUUAAAUGAUUCAUAUAGCUUGAAAAAUGAAAUGAUAUUAUUAAUGUUAUUCUUCGAUAUUACGUUCAACUUAUAUGUUUACCUAAUAUUAUACAAUACAGAAGGCAAAAUUACAAAGAUAAACAGUACUCUUGGAUUUGCAAUUUUCUAUCCCGUAUAUAUUAUUAUUUCUAUUUCAAUCAUUGAAAUUAUUAGAGUUCAAAUGAAAAAAAUUGGCACAAAUAUUCAUAAAAUUCUCGUGCAUACUUUUGACGAUCAAAUUAUAGCAGAGUUGGAGUUAUUUUCUUUAGAAGUGCUGCAAAAAGACAAUACAUUUAUAAUGUUUGGGCUUGAAAUAAAUUUGACUCUUGUGACGGAGGUAAGUAAACAGAAAAUUUUGUCGAGGAAAUCAAUUUUUUUUUCAUUAAUUCUAUUUUAUUUUAUAGAUGACGUGUAAAAUUACUACCUUUUUAUUAAUAUUGAUACAAUUUUUGUUUGUUCCACCUUGUUAAAGAAAAAUUUCGAUCAAUUACGUUAAUGUGUAUACAAGAAAUAGUUGAUUUGGAUGAAAAACUGAUUCAUAAAAAAUUUUUUAUAAUAAAAUUAUGUUAUUUCCAAUUAUGUUAAAAGCAUUUCCAUUUUAUGGAAAAUAAUUUUGUAUAAU
Apis cerana (Asiatic honeybee) is the source of this 2626-nucleotide messenger RNA. RefSeq lists its product as uncharacterized. Lineage: Eukaryota; Metazoa; Arthropoda; Insecta; Hymenoptera; Apidae. Gene Ontology annotation, cellular component: membrane. Gene Ontology annotation, biological process: sensory perception of taste. The record is from RefSeq and is a predicted model, not a curated record.